AAUAAUCGGCCUGCCUCCACACUUCACAUACGGUAGGCGAAUUUUCUAGACCAAUGCAGUUGCAAAUAUUUGUAAAAUAAGAAGGACAACCAUGCUGCAAUGUUACAAUAGAGGUUGUGGCCAGCGCUUCGAUCCCGCCACCAAUUCGGAUGAUUCUUGCCGGCAUCAUCCGGGUACUCCGUUCUUCCAUGACGCCUACAAGGGCUGGUCAUGCUGCAGUAAAAAGUCGGUGGAUUUCACAGAAUUUCUGAACAUCAAAGGCUGCACCUUGGCCAAACACUCCAAUAUUAAACCUGUCGAGCCGGAGAAGCCGGUCAAAGACGAUAAGGAGGACAGCGAGCCGGUGGAAGUUGAAGUGCGUGCUCCCAUAAAGCAAGCGCUGCCAAGACCAGCCAUAGAAACGCCAUUUACUGUUCUGCAACCAACAGUGGCUCCUGCCUUAAAGGAAUCCAUUGAUGCAUUGAAAAGCAGACCAACUGCUGCGCCCGCAGCAACUGAAGCUAGCGAAGAUGGCAUUGCUGUGGGCACCAACUGCAAAAACAUUGGCUGCACAUACUCCUACACGAACACGAGCAGCGACUACGGCGAGUGCACCCAUCAUCCUGGCGUACCCAUAUUUCAUGAAGGCCUAAAGUUUUGGUCGUGUUGCCAGAAGCGUACCUCGGAUUUUGCACAAUUUAUGGCCCAAAAGGGCUGUGUUUAUGGUCAACAUAAAUUUGUUAAAAAUGAGGAGGAUAAAAAUGUUGUCACAUGCCGCUACGAUUGGCAUCAGACGGCCACAAAUGUGGUUGUCGCAGUCUAUGCCAAAAAAUAUCAUUACGCCCAAAGCGUGCUGGAAGUGAAUCCGAUUCGUCUGCACAUAAUGCUGGUAUUUCCAGAGCAGGAAAAUGCCAAGUUCAACUUGGACCUAGAACUGCGUGGUAUUAUCAAUGUACAAAAGGCUUCGGCACAAAUGUUUGCUACCAAGGUUGAGAUAACGCUACCAAAGCUAGAGCCAGGCUCAUGGUCAAAUCUUAGUUUUCCACGAGAACGACUGCCAGCUGCAGUAAAAACUUCUGCUGCAUGCAAGCCAAAUGAAGAUGGAAGUGAUGACGAGUUCUUCGAUCUGGACGACAUUGAACUUGUUCAGCGCCAUGGAAUUAAGUUAUCCGAAAUGAGUAUGCAAAAGCCAAAUGGAUUGGAUUAAUUUAAUAGCAAAACUAGCAUUUUAUUUAAAACACCAAGUGGAGGCCUCACUGUGUGCUGAGCGCUGUUUUUGUUCGCAAUAAACACAAGAAUGCCUUAUAGAAA
Messenger RNA from Drosophila grimshawi, 1290 nucleotides. RefSeq names its product cysteine and histidine-rich domain-containing protein (gene mora). The transcript is spliced from 5 exons. The record is from RefSeq and is a predicted model, not a curated record. NCBI's taxonomy places the organism in Eukaryota, Metazoa, Arthropoda, Insecta, Diptera, Drosophilidae. The coding region runs from base 92 to 1186 and encodes 364 amino acids.